UCUGAAACUAACUGUUUCUGUGUAAUUGAUCAGUGGGUGAAAUAUGAUUUGUUCAAGAAGAUUAUGUGGUUAUGUUGUUUUUUUCUUCCUUCUUUCUGUUUUGAAGGUUAGUGUAAAGGGUGAACAUGGCUGACAAUGAUGGAGAAGGGAGUGGAAAGGAUUCGGGGUUACCUCACCCUAAGCUCAAUGAAAGAAUCCUUUCUUCAUUGUCAAGGAGAUCGGUUGCUGCUCAUCCCUGGCAUGACUUAGAGAUUGGACCUGGUGCACCAGCAGUUUUCAACUGUGUUGUUGAAAUUGGCAAAGGCAGCAAGAUUAAGCAUAAGCUCGACAAGAAAAGUGGCCUUAUAGUAGUGGACCGAGUGCUUUAUUCAUCGGUUGUUUAUCCACACAACUAUGGUUUCAUCCCACGAACAAUCUGUGAUGAUAGCGAUCCUAUGGAUGUCCUGGUACUGAUGCAGGGUGAAAAGGAUGACAAGAUUAUUGCAGUAUGUGCUGAUGACCCUGAGUACCGCCAUUACACUGACAUCAAGGGGAUUCCUCCACAUCGCCUUGCAGAAAUUCGUCGCUCUUACGCCCUGAUAGACAAAAAGAAUGAGAACAAGGAAGUUGUUGUUGAAGACUUUCUACCUGCUGAGGCUGCCAUCGAGGCCAUCAGAUACUCCAUGUGA
Messenger RNA from Pyrus x bretschneideri (Chinese white pear), 668 nucleotides. Its product is annotated as soluble inorganic pyrophosphatase 1-like. Gene Ontology annotation, biological process: phosphate-containing compound metabolic process. Gene Ontology annotation, molecular function: inorganic diphosphate phosphatase activity; magnesium ion binding. Lineage: Eukaryota; Viridiplantae; Streptophyta; Magnoliopsida; Rosales; Rosaceae. The coding region runs from base 126 to 668 and encodes 180 amino acids. Gene Ontology annotation, cellular component: cytoplasm. The record is from RefSeq and is a predicted model, not a curated record. The transcript has 6 exons.